UGUAAUAUUGUGUUGGUAUGCACUCUAGGAUCAGACCUUUGAAUCCUAUGCAUGACAAUGAGUUAACUAGCACGUUCUAUGUACUAAAUACAAAAUGGUUCUCCAAGAGAUCAUCAGUCCGUCUUCCAAGGAGUUUGUACUAAAGACAAAUACCCGAGACUUGAAAUCUCUUCUGGAAAGUCGUGUCAAACAAUUAUUUGGCGUAGAAUUUCAGAUUUUGCCAUCACAAGAAUCCGUAGCCUCGGACUUGGCGAACUUAGAAAAAUACGAAUCGUUACAGUGGAUUCGAGUAGUUUGUGAAGAAAAACCAGAACUUUUAGAUCAAGCCAAGGAAUAUAUUAUCAGUGUUUGCAGCCCCGAGGUCCGGUACCGUGUUGAUUUUCCAGUGUGCGACCUUUACGAGGAAAGAGGGUCUACUAAUGUUGUAGAURAGAUAGAGAGAAAGACGUCGGCCUAUUUGGCUGUGGAUUCCGAGGGAUUCCUUGAAAUUUGCGGGUCGAAGAUGGCUGUUGCAUUGGCUUCAUCGUGUUUGGAUCAAAUGAGAUCUCUCAUUCAUAAUGAUAGCACAAUUAAGAAAGACCUAAAUGAAAAUCACGUCCCGAAAGAAGAUUUUACGAAAUCAAAUGAGAAAGCGAACGAUCUUGAGCCAGAAGUGGUUUGGAAAAGAAGAGAAACGACGAAGCCAAAGGUUGUAAAACCUUCCAAGGCAAGCGAACCUUCCAAGGAAUCUACUUCUGGUAGUCAAAGUGAUGAACUUAAAGACUCUAAAAUUAAUAUAAAAUCAAUUAAUAUUGAAGAGGAAAAAGAACCUUGUACUAAGAAAACAAUGAAUACAGGUAUAGAAGAAGUAUCAGAUAGAACUUCGACAGAACAUGCGGUGCGUUCACAAGAUUCCAUUACGGAAUCCCAAACUCGUCAAACUCGCACUGAUCAAGAACUUGAACCACCGAAUUUGAUCGAUGGAGAGUCUUUAAGAGACUUUGCUCGCAAGUUAAGAUACUCAGAAUCCGAGGUAUCCUGUGCCUUAUCAAAAUUAGGGCCUGAAGCUGACAAUAAUAAACUUUUAUUGGAAUUAGUUAAGGCACAAAAUUCUGCAAAGCAGAUCGAAGAAGGAUCAUCGUUGGAACGACCGCUCGUAUCGCCUCCUGUUGUUAGCACUGAUCCAAAUACCUUUAGACCUAUCGUCAUCGAUGGAAGUAACGUGGCAAUGAGCCAUGGUAGCCAGAAAGUAUUUUCGUGCCGUGGAAUUGGGAUCGUUGUGGACUAUUUCAUUGGAAGAGGUCACAGGGACAUCAAGGUGUUUGUCCCUUCAUGGAGAAAAGAAGCAUCUAAGCCAGAAAGCCCUAUUAUUGAUCAAGAGGUCCUUACUCGUCUUGAAGAGGACAACAUCUUAGUAUGGACACCCUCAAGAUGUGUCAAUGGUCGACGUGUGAUUUGUUAUGACGAUAGGUUCAUUAUCAGGCUUGCACAUCAAACAGAUGGCAUUAUUGUUUCCAACGACAACUUCCGUGACCUUCAGAAUGAAAGCUCUGAGUGGAGAAAAGUCAUUGACCAAAGACUCUUGAUGUAUUCCUUUUCAGAUGACAGAUUUAUGCCUCCUGACGACCCUUCAGGGCGCUAUGGACCUAGCUUGAGUGAGUUUCUUCUGAAAGGAUGUGGCAAGCCAUGUCCUUAUGGCCGACGAUGUACCUAUGGUAAUAGAUGUAAAUAUCUGCAUCCUGAGAGAAACUCUAAGACAGAAGCAGAAAUGAUGAUGUUGGCCAACCGGUUAUCGGAGAAGGUGCAUUUGACUCCCCCUGUCAUCCCAUAUGGGGAAACCAAGCCAAGGUCUGGUUCUUAUAGGGAGUCUUGCACCCAGAGGCAAGGAAGGCCCUUGCCACCUCUUCCAGACAUGCCUGCCUACUUAUUAACAAAACCUUUACCACCAACUCCCACAGAAAUUCCUCCACCACGCCAUGCAAAGCCUCUCCCCAUUCCACAAAUUGAUAUGUACAAUAAUAUGGCUCGUCUCUUUCCUCCAACACUUCGCACCAAUCACUCCAUUCCAAGUCAAAGACCUUUUUCAGAUCCACUACCACAGUCACAACCAUACAGUGAAGUAAGUGGCAUGCCUGAACAUUAUAAUAGACCUUUAGCUCGCAGGGGAAGCCUACCUCCUGUAAUGCCUGACAGCUUUGAAGGGUAUCCUUCAUUGCCAAGGGGUAAUGGUCAUUACAAUCCACAACAAAUGUAUCCAAGUCAUCGAAACAUGGCACCUCCUCCUGACAUCCCACACGGAAUGGUAGUGCCAGAAGAAGUAUAUGGAGCAUGUGCUGGAUAUCAACCCUCGUAUCAACCAGUGCAACCUGGUUUUGCACAUCCUUGGGCAAUGACACAGUUUCAGCAACCUCAUGGACAAUAUCCUCAAUACCAAUACAACACAAACCCACACUUUCAUCCACGCUACCCUAACAACUUUAACAGUGGUCAAGGAAGUGGCUAUUACAGGACAAGAUCUUGUCCAACAGAUWCAGAGGUAACAGAUGGUCCAAGCGAAAGAAGUGAAGCAGCACUAGAAGAGGACAGGGUGAGAGUAUAUGAGAACCUACUGGAGGUAUUCCCUGGUGAUGCUGCUAAGAUUCUUAAGAUAAUGGAUGAUAAUCCAAAGGAAUCAAAUGUAGAAAAGCUGACUCAACUAUUGCUUGGAGAAGGAGAAGAACAAGAGGCAUAGGUUUUCAAAAGACAACUGAUGAUCUAUACAAGGCAUGCAAGAGGUAAUAUAUAGAUUACCAUUACCAAAAGAUAGCUACUGUAAUAGUCAUGCAUGAAGCUUGUCUGCCAUCAAAGUAAUUAUACACAUUGGCAAGCCAGUUAAGGUGCCAACGGUGAUAAUGUAAUCAAACAAAACCAGGUACAGUAAUACCUUUUAGGUAGUGAAUCCAGGUUAUAAUCAGGGAUGAAUCAAAACUCAAAUCAAAUUUAGAAGAACCCUUUCUUUCAUCUUUGAUAUUUCUAACCUGGGGGCUUGUAGUUAUCAUUUAGAGGAGUUCAAUUGCAGUUCAGAUUGUUCAGAUGAACCAAUGAUGCAAUCCCCUAGAUUUGCCUCUGACUAUAUGUCCAACUGAGCAAAAACAAUUAUUCUAAGGAAACAAACAAAUUAACUAAGCCAUAAAAAUAUGGCUUUAUGACAGUAUGUGGUAAACAUAUAUUUUACUUUGUAUCAUCUUAGUUACAAAAUUUAUCAGAGGUGGUUUGAGGUAAAUACCAUAAUGUACAUUUUAAAUUUUGCAGUGUGUGCAGCAUUUCAUAGGUGUGAUUCUUGUUAGCUUCUAGACAAAGGGAACAAAGGUCAACACAAAUUCAUAUCAAUACAGUUGCUAUGCCAACAUCUUUACAGUUGUCAUGACAACCACCCAUUCAAUAAUYAUGUCACAAUUUUUUUAAGCAUAGGAGCUUUUUUCUGAAGCAAGGUAUUCUGCUUGAAUUCUGUCAAGGGUAAAAUUAUAGCAAUUUGGAUCCCAUGUGUCCGUUAAAUCAAAAUAUUGUUCCUCCAAUUAGGAAGUUUAGUUGAACUGCCAGCAGUUUAUGAGUUACGGUAUUAACAAGCGUGGGAUUAUGGUAGUGCCAUWAAAAAAAAAAACAGUUGGUAACAGUAUUUUUGUGUUCCCUGCAUUCUGCUAAUAAAGCGCUUGUUUUGUUCUUUUUAUGUUUAUAGUUUUUGUAGCUGAAAAUAGCACAGUGCAGCAAUAAUCUUUUUAUAAUCUAGCAACGACUUUUUUGACUUUAUUUGAGAUAAACUGAAUUUUCUCCAGCAAUCUCUGUUUUUCAGGUUUUCCUCUGUUUUUGAUUAAUCAUGUCGAGCAUUGUAGUUGACAGCUUUAAAAGGAAAGUCAACCUGAAACUUACAGGAAUAUGUCGUCAGUGUUAUAAAGAAUACUAGCAACACACUGCAGAGUAUCAUUUAGCUGCAUGAUAAUUGAUAGUUAGAAAGAGAAUGUUGCAAGGUUCAUAGUGUUUCUGGUGACCACCUUGUGCUUGGAAUUCCUUUGAAACAUUCAAUGGCAUUUUUUUUAAAUGUAACCCUAUUAACAAGUAUAUUAAAUAUCAACAUGGGUUUUGUAGAAGUGCAUUUAGGAAUUUCUAAAACUUUGUUAAAAUUAUAACUGAAUUAACUUUUUAUAUCUGAAAUUAAUAGUCACAAAUUAGGCACCCAGUUAAAAUAACUUUUAAUUUUUAUAUAAUGGUAUGUUUUAAAGGUUUCAUAAGGUUUUUUUUACUUAGUUUAUAAUAAUAUUGACCAUGGUAAUAUCAAACUGCUUAUAACAUUCCUCUAAAAGUCUUGACAAUGGUCAGCAACAUUUAUAUGCAUUUUAAACUGUUUUGUAUCAUAGCUUUGGUACUUUAAAUUCCCAGGUAUUCAACAAAUAAUAUUGCAUGUUUUAAUUUAGAACAUUUAUAUAAUAUCACUUUUCCAUUGUAAGGAUCAUACUCCAUUGUAAAUAUCUAAACCUGUUUUUUGCAUUUAGCAAAAUGUUAUCAUUAAAUAUAUCUUUUUUGAUAUGUUUACUAAGGCUGAAAAUAUGCAAGUUUUAGAGUUACAGUAAAGGUUGAGACAGCAAGUUGUUUAUAUUCAUGAAGAGUACUCAUUAACAUAUCUUAAUGCCCACAUUUUUUGGACUGAAAAUAAAGGUUUAUUUUGAUCAUGACUCCUUUGAAAAGAAACUGCUAGUUUUUGAAACAUUCUCUAAGUGCUUUUGUGAUUUUGAAAUGACUUACUGCCAAGCAACCUUACCUUUAAUGGUAACAUGCAACCACUCCUAAUACUGACUUUGGUUACUAGAUUCUCUUUUCUCAAAACAUGUUUGAUUAGAGAAUAAAAUAGCUGAAGGUACUGUAAUAUAAUAGGGUAGGGAUGCUUGUUGGAAAUUUUGAAAAUGGCUCUCUAAGUAGGUAGAGAUCAGAUGAUGAACCAAAAAUGAAUAUCUUGAAUUACAACUGUCAUUACAGCUGUCAUUAUCUAACCUUGGGUCCUGAGAAACCAAAUCCUAGAAUUUUAAAAGGUACGAGGUUUCAGUAYGACAAGCAUCCCCAUCCUUUUCCAAUUCGAGUACCCCCCUGGGCACAUUUAAAAGUAACACAAAAGAAAGACCAGGACCAAAUCUUUUGUUAUCGUCAACCAAGAUGGUAGCUAUGACUUCACAUCCACUACAAAGAUGACUGUGAUUAAAAUAAAAGUAGCUAUUUUUAGCUAAUGAAGUUAAUGAUGCAACAUCUCUGUAAAUUAAGGACAAUGUCUCUUGUGUAGGAAUGUUUUGCUAUGGUAACUUAAUUUUGCAUAAUGUCAGCCUUAGUGCUCUUUAUAAGAGCAGACUUUGCAUGGUAUAAAUGUCUGUAAGAUAAUCUUCCAAUUAUACCAAUUGUUAUUGGACAUACAUAUGGAUAUAUUAAUUUACUAAUUAUUAAUUUUGUUACCAGUAUAUAAAUAUUGGUCAGAAUAGUGUUUUCUAGCAUUUAGCCAUUCUGAGUGGAGGGAAAAACUGGGUGGAGUAGCAUUGCAAUGCAUCAUGGGACUGUCUGAGGGGAUAUAUUUCUAACAUGGCAUCUAUUCGUCCAGUACCAUGAUGCACUGUAAUGACAACUUGACCCCGAUUUCUGCUCUUGGAAUGGCUAGUAGUAGUUACAUUCUGCAUGGGACGGGUGAGGGGAAUAUUCUCCCACCUGAAAUUAAUACUUGGUUACUUAAAUAACACCUAUUUUCAUAACCAAUUUUAUUUGUUUUGCCAUGUUUCUUCUUUGUUAAACUUGAACCAGGUUCUUGGAAAUUGAUUUUUGUUUUAGAAACAGUUGCUGGUGAACAAAAAAGUAAUACUCAAGAGAAAUAAUGUGGAGGAAAAUAGACCUAUAUAUUUGACUAGUAGCCAGUGAGAACAAGCUAAUAUUUUGUGCAUCGUUUGGUUGAAUACUCAUGAAAAUAGAUGUUAUUACACAUUGCUACUUUUUGUUUUGUAGUUUGCUGAUUUAUUUCCUUUGCUUUUCAUUUUCAUAAUCAACAUUUAUACAUUGAUAUAUUUGUAAACUUUUUGAUGACAAUAAAAAUUAUUUGUUAACAA
This is a messenger RNA of Actinia tenebrosa (Australian red waratah sea anemone), 6089 nucleotides long. RefSeq lists its product as uncharacterized. Gene Ontology annotation, cellular component: nucleus; cytoplasmic ribonucleoprotein granule. NCBI's taxonomy places the organism in Eukaryota, Metazoa, Cnidaria, Anthozoa, Actiniaria, Actiniidae. The record is from RefSeq and is a predicted model, not a curated record. Gene Ontology annotation, molecular function: mRNA binding; metal ion binding; RNA endonuclease activity.